GGGAGAGAGGGAGAGAGGGAGGGAGAGAGGCCGCACACACACAACACGCACCCAUGGCCGAGGAGCCCCGUCCCACCGCGGCGCAACCGGCCGACGAGCCGCUCUUCAAGGAGGUGAAGUUCUUCGUGGUGGGAGACAUCGAUCCUCGGGUGAUUCAGCUCCUGAAGACUGGGAAGGCAAAAGAGGUUUCGUACAAUGCAUUGGCAACACACAUCAUUGCGGAGGAUGGUGACAACCCUGAAGUUGGCGAAGCGCGGGAAGUGUUUGAUCUGCCAGUAGUUAAGCCUUCCUGGGUAUUUUUGUCAGUUCGAUGUGGCCAACUCCUUCCAGUAACUGGCUUCUCACCAGAGGGAGGACAAAUAUUCUCAGGAAUUACAGCUUGUCUUUCACGGGUAUCUGCAGAAGAUCGCAACACGUUAUGGGCCUUGAUUACUUACCACGGAGGAGACUGCCAGCUCAAACUCAACAAGGCUUGCACCCAUUUAAUCGUAUCAGAACCUCAGGGGGAAAAAUAUAAUUCCGCUUUGGAGCUGAGCAGCAUCAAAAUUGUAACGCCAGACUGGGUGGAGGACUGUGUUGCUGCAAAAUCUCAAAAGGAUGAGUCCACGUAUCACCCACGGCUUAUUGUUCAAGAAGAAGAGGAGGAGGAGGAGGAUGAGGAAGAGGAGGUGGAAGAGCAAGCUAGAGAUGAGGCUGAGCUGGAGGACAGUGCAGAUGACAAAUGCUCAGCCAAGAGCAGUCCAAUGUCAUCGGGGCGGGGCUCACCAUUGAGCAUGUCGGGCUUCUCGCCGAAGAGGGGCAGCAAACCCGGGAAAACAACGGGUGAAAUUAUGUUUGAUGACUCCUCGGACUCUUCCCCUGAGAAGCAGGAGAGGAAUUUGAACUGGACACCAGCUGAGAUCCCGCCCUCUGCUGCUGCCAAACGCCGACUUGUUCAUGGGAAGGACUCUGCUCUGAUCAACCUGUGUGCCAAUGUUCCACCGGUCCCCGGCACUGUCUCUGUCCCUGAGGCCAGAAACAGCUUGAUUAACCCUGGGCAAGGGCCACCGGGUCCUGAGAGGCCAGAAAUGGUUGCUGCCUGGAGUCCUGCAGUCAGGACACUGAGGAACAUUACUAACAAUGCUGAUAUUCAGCAGAUCUCCAGACCAUCAAACAUGGCACAAAUCUUGCAGUCUCUUUCAGCCCCAACCAAAAACCUGGAAGCACAGCAGCAGCAGCAGCAGCAGCAGCAACAGCAGAAACCCCACCCGCAGCUUCACCAGCAUCCGUUCCAGCAGCAGCAGCAGCAGCAGCAUACGUUCUCACAGCAGCAUCUGCAACACCAACUGCAGCAGCAACUGCAGCAGCAACAGAUUCAGCGAUUACAGCAGCAGCAGCAGCAGCAGCAGCAGCAGCAGCAGCAGCAUCUCCAGCAACAGCAUCAUCUUCAGCAACUGCAGCAACAGCAGCAGCAACAAUAUCAUCACCACCACCAGCAGCAGCAGCAGCAGCAACAACAACAGCGUCCCCUUCCACAGCAACAGCUGCAAAUCUUUGGACAUGACCCCAGUUUGGAAAUCCCAGAAGAGUCAUUUUUAAUGGGAUGUGUUUUUGCAAUUGCUGACUACCCUGAGCAGAUGUCCGAUAAACAGCUGCUGGCGACUUGGAAAAAGAUUAUCCAGGUACAUGGUGGGAUUGUGGAUCCCACUCUGACUAGUCGGUGCACUCACCUUUUGUGUGAAAGUCAAGUCAGCAAUAUGUAUGCCCAGGCCUUGAGAGAGGGAAAGCGAUGCGUCACUGCACACUGGCUGAACACAAUUUUGAAGAAGAAGAAAAUGGUUCCACCCCACAGGGGAUUACAUUUUCCUGUAGCUUUCCCACCAGGUGGAAAACCCUGCUCUCAACAUAUGAUAUCCGUCACAGGAUUUAUGCAUGACGAUCGGGAUGAUUUGAAGCUGAUGGGCUAUUUAGCAGGAGCCAAGUACACAGGCUACCUUUGCCGAAGCAAUACAGUCCUCAUCUGCAAAGAACCCUGCGGGCUGAAAUACGAGAAGGCGAAGGAGUGGAGAAUACCAUGCGUGAACGCACUGUGGCUUUGCGACAUUCUCCUUGGGAACUUUGACGCUUUGCGGCAGAUUCAGCAUAAUCGCUACACAGUGUUUGGACUGCAGGAUCCUCUUGCCCCCAAUCCCCAACUGGUUUCAAAUUUCUUAGCUGCUUGGCGGGUGCCUUUGAAGAUCUCACCAGAGCUUUUGAUGAGUGUACGAAUUCAGUCUAAACAGAAGCAUAACGAAUGUAACAUUCCACCUGUGAAAAGAGCAAGGAUUGAGGAUUUGCCACCCCCGUUGAAGAAACUCCCUCCAGAAUCCACCCCAGCUGUGCUAUUUACAGGAUUUGAACCUGCACAGGUUCAGCUGUACAUCAAGAAACUCUAUGUUCUUGGUGGUGAGAUUGCAGAAUCUGCCCAGAAAUGCACUCAUCUGGUUGCCAAUAAGGUGACUCGUACAGUCAAAUUCCUGACUGCCAUCUCUACUGUGAACCACAUAAUCACACCUGACUGGCUGGAGGAGAGUUUUAAAAGUCAGAAAUUCAUAGAUGAGCAGAACUUUGUAUUGAGAGAUGCAGAAGCAGAGGUCCUCUUCUGUUUUAGCUUAGAGGAGUCACUUAAAAGAGCACAGGGUGCCCCCUUGUUCAGGGGAAAGUAUUUCUACAUCACUCCUGGAAUUUGCCCCAGUCUUACAACAAUGAAAGCCAUCAUAGAGUGUGCAGGUGGGAAACUGUUAACCAAGCAACCUUCAUAUCGCAAGAUCAUGGAGCAUAAACAGAAUAAGAGCUUGUCUGAGAUAAUCUUGAUCUCAUGCGAAAACGAUCUUCACUUGUGUCGAGAAUAUUUUGUGCGAAGCCUAGAUGUUCACAAUGCAGAGUUCAUUUUGACGGGUGUCCUCACACAAACAUUGGACUACGAGUCAUAUAAAUUCACCUGAAGUAAUGGUACGUGUGAAACGCCACAUCAAACUACCAAUUUGGUGUUGAAAGGAACUACUGAGGAGUUGGGACGUAUGGUUGUCCUUUCCUGCAAACAGUGACACCGCUGUUCACCCUGGAAAGUCUUCAAUGGAAUCGACAGAUUCAGGCGGGACAGGAAUAAGAAAAUUGCAUCUUUGUACGAUGUGUUAUUUCAAGAACAUAUUUUGUUAUGUUGUAUUCACUGUGCUGGCUUGUUUUUCCCACUGUAGAUUAUUUUAGCCAGUUCAAAUAGCAAACAAUUAUUUUUAAUAAGCUGUUUUUAACUAUGAUACCGACUGUGGGAUGAGCCCGUUUAUGAAAAUGUAGCUCUAACUUGUUUAUUAUGAAGAUAUAUAAAAUGGGCUGUUGGGUAAUAAAUUAUGGAUGUUUUAAAAUUCUGGAUUUUAUGCAGAUUUUGUUGUUUUGUAUUUCUAACUUGUGAAAUUUAUUACACAAAAUUGAACGAGUUGAAUAAAAAUGGCUUUAAAAAUAA
Messenger RNA from Leucoraja erinaceus (little skate), 3478 nucleotides. RefSeq names its product PAX interacting (with transcription-activation domain) protein 1 (gene paxip1). Gene Ontology annotation, biological process: positive regulation of transcription initiation by RNA polymerase II. Lineage: Eukaryota; Metazoa; Chordata; Chondrichthyes; Rajiformes; Rajidae. Gene Ontology annotation, cellular component: nucleus. The record is from RefSeq and is a predicted model, not a curated record.